GCCGGGCAGAGCCGGCCAUGGAGUUCUCGGAGCUGAUCAAGACGGCGACGGUGGAGAACGUGCUGCUGUCGUGCGCGGGGCUGCCGGCGGUGAGGGGCACCCUGUGCAUCACCAGCCACCACCUGCUCCUCUCCUCCUGCCCCGGCGGGGACGUGGAGCUCUGGCUGCUCAUCCGCAACGUGGACGCCGUGGAGAAGAGGCUCACCGGCUCCUCCGGCACCAUCACGCUCCGGUGCAAAGACCUGAAGGUGCUGCAGCUGGAGAUCCCGGGCAUGGAGGAGUGUCUCAACAUCGCCAGCUCCAUCGAGGCCCUCUCCUCGGUGGACUCCGUGAUGAUGAUGUACCCGUUCUUCUACAGACCCCCGAGCCUGAAGCUCGAGGAAGGAUGGCACCAGUUCCCCCUCGAGCAGUAUUUCCAACAGAUCUCCUCGCAGACGAGCCAGUGGCGGCUGAGCACCGUGAACCAGGACUUCAGCACCUGCCCCACGUACCCUCCCGCCGUGAUUGUGCCGGCGGCCGUGGCCGACGAGGCCCUGAGAAAGGCUGCCCGGUUCCGGCAGGGCGGGAGGUUCCCCGUCCUCAGCUACUUCCACCCCAAAAACCGCACCGUGAUGCUCCGCAGCAGCCAACCCCUGACGGGACCCAACCGCAGGCGGUGCCGCGAGGACGAGACGCUGCUGGGGACGAUCCUGGACGAGGGGGAGAGGGGCUUCAUCAUCGACACACGCUCGGCCCAGGCAGCAAAGCAGGCUCGGAUGACCGGGGGAGGCACAGAGCCCAAAUCCUCCUACCCACAGUGGAGGAGGCUGCACCGGCCCUUGGAGAGGGGCCGCCCGCUGCAGGAGAGCUUCGCCAAGCUGGUGGAAGCCUGCAGUGACCCCUCCCUGAGCAUGGACCGGUGGCUGGGCCGGCUGGAGAGCAGCCGCUGGCUCAGCCACGUCAAGGCAGCCUUGAGCACGGCCUGCCUGGCUGCCCAGUGCAUGGACAGGGAGGAGGCCACGGUGCUGGUGCACGGGGCGGAGGGGACGGACACCACGCUGCUGGUGACAGCGCUGGCCCAGGUGAUCCUGGACCCGUCCUGCCGCACCCUGGCGGGAUUCCAGGGGCUGCUGGAGCGGGAGUGGAUCCAGGCCGGACACCCUUUCCACCUCCGCUGCGCCCACUCCGCCUAUUCCCACGCCCGGCUGAAGCAGGAGGCACCGCUUUUCCUGCUCUUCCUGGACUGUGUGUGGCAGCUGAGCCGCCAGUUCCCCUUCUCCCUGGAAUUUGGGGAGCGCCUCCUCCUCUCCCUCUUCGACAACGCCUACGCCUCGGCCUACGGCACCUUCCUCUGCAACAACGAGAAGGAGAGGAGCCUGUGCAAGGUGAAGGAGAGCACACACUCGCUCUGGGCCUGGCUGAACCGGCCCGAGGAGCAGCAGAAGCUCCUGAACCCUCUCUACUCCCACAACGCCCUGGUGAUCUGGCCCUCCGUGGAGCCCCAGAGCAUCCAGCUCUGGCAGGGUUUAUUCCUCCGUUGGAUCCGUCCAUCCCAGCACCUGGAUGAGGCCUGGGCAGAGAUCCAGCGGUUGGUUGAGGAAAACAAUGCCCCUGCCAAGGAGAGCACAGGGAACAGGCUGAGCCAGUCCCUCUCUGACCCCACUGCUGGGGUCUCCUGAGAACAGGAGAUGAAGGGCAGCACAGGCAGUUCAGUCCCAUGGGAUGCCAGGACAAGGCAACACUGAAGUUUCCUGUGGGAAGUGCUGUGCUGGACACAGACCCCAUGGACAGCACUGGGAGGGAGGAACAGACCCCCUUUCCCAGCCUUUGGGCUGCCCAGACUGAGCUUGUUUCAGUAAAGCCUCUCUCCCAGCCCA
Molecule: messenger RNA, 1856 nt
Organism: Pipra filicauda (Wire-tailed manakin)
Lineage: Eukaryota; Metazoa; Chordata; Aves; Passeriformes; Pipridae
Product: myotubularin-related protein 9-like
Exons: 10
Coding region: 18-1658 (546 amino acids)
Biological process (GO): negative regulation of autophagy
Source: RefSeq, a predicted model, not a curated record